UUUUUUUUUUUUUUUUUUUUUUUUUGCACCGCCGUUGUCCUUUUAUAGGCGCUUUUUUUAUUCCCCCUCCAUCUGGGGAGGGGAAUGGAAUUUGUUUGGUUUCACCCACGAAGGAGGCUAUACGGUCCCCAUUUGCUCUUCUCUCUCUAGUUUUGGCUGGCUUUUUUUUUUUUUUUUUAGGCUCCUCUGAGGAAAGUAUGGGUGGGAGGAGAGUUCUCUGCACAGUGGCCCCGCUCAUGGCCCUUGUGGUGCUGUCACGCGGGUUGGUCCCCCUGUUAUGCGCACCCGCUGUUGUGGAUGCGGGGGAUGAAGGCAGAAGUGCUCCGUUUUUCUGUGUGUGUGUUUCGGUUCUUGUGUUGUUGUUGUUUUCGCUACCGGCGCUCCCGUCUGCUUUUUGGUCCGUCACCCCGCGGCGGAUGGCACAUGCGAAAUGA
Trypanosoma cruzi is the source of this 434-nucleotide messenger RNA. RefSeq lists its product as uncharacterized. The record is from RefSeq and is a predicted model, not a curated record. Lineage: Eukaryota; Euglenozoa; Kinetoplastea; Trypanosomatida; Trypanosomatidae. The transcript has a single exon. The annotation marks the transcript as partial.